This is a messenger RNA of Rotaria sp. Silwood2, 1872 nucleotides long. NCBI's taxonomy places the organism in Eukaryota, Metazoa, Rotifera, Eurotatoria, Philodinida, Philodinidae. The record is from the annotation of a GenBank genome assembly.
AUGGAAUCGUCAUAUCAGAUGGAUAUGUUACGUGGACGAUGUCAAGAACUUCCAGAAGUACGGUCAAAAGUCGUACGUGUCUUUGUUAGUUCAACAUUUUCAGGUAGAGAAUAUUACACACUUAGCGAACGAGAUUCAUUAAUUGAUAGUGUCUUUUCAAAAUUAAAAGAUUAUUGUCGUGAAAAAUAUGGUCUUGAAUUUCAAUAUUCGGAUAUGCGAUGGGGCAUUGAAAAUGAAUCAGCCGAUAAUCAUAGUGAAGUUGAAACUUGUCUUAAUGAAAUAAAAUUAUGUCAGAAAUAUUCAGUGGCUACUAAUUUUGUGGUUCUAUUAAGCCAUCGUUAUGGUUCACGACCAACACCAGCUACUAUUCAUGCAUCACUUUUUGAACAACUACAACGAAUCAUUCUUUUCGAUUUGAAUUUAACCGAAGAUGCUGAACUACUUUCUCAAUGGUAUCAACUAGAUACGAAUUGUAUACCAUCUGCUUAUAUUCUUCGUCCAAUUUCGUCAAUGUUACCAAAUAUAAAAUCAACAGAAUUAAAUGAAAUGAAAAAAGCUGCAAAAGAAUGGACAAAAAUAAAUAAUCGUAUUCGAACAUGUUUGCGACAAGCAGCAGCCAAAUGUUUCGAACAAGGUCAAAUCAAUGCAAAUGAAUAUGAUGAUUUUUUUAUAUCAGUUACUGAAAAGGAAAUAAUCAAUGGAAUUCUAUCAGUACCCAAUGCUAAUGAACGUACUUUAUGUUUUCUACGUGAAAUUGAUGAUAUUUAUGAUCAUUUAUUAGAUAGUAAAGCAUCGAGAUUUAUUGAUUUAAAUUAUUCUGAUGAUGGAAAACCUAUUAUUGAUUAUGAAGCUGAACAAUUACUCAAUCGUUUGAAAUCUACACGUAUUCCAAAUGUAUUACAAUCUAAUAAUAUAUAUUCAUAUAAAGUACAUUGGAAACAAAAUGGUAUUAAUCGACAUGAUCAUGCUGAAUAUAUAUCGAAAUUUAAUGAUGAUUUCUACGAUGCAAUAAAACAACAAAUAGAUAAUUGUGUUAAAUCACGUAUUAUGAUUAUUUCUGGUCCAUUACAACAUGAAAUAUUAGAACAUGCUAUACAAUGUAAAACAUAUGUAGCUAAAUUUCAUGGUCGAGCUGAUGUUCUAGAUAAAUUAGAAAAAUAUAUUAAAAAUGAAAAGGAAAAUCGACCAUGUAUUGUAUAUGGAGCAUCUGGUUGUGGCAAAACAAGUGUACUUGCUAAGGCUGCAACUGAAGCAUUGAAUUGGUGGUCUGAUCGAGCUGUAUCAGUUAUUUUACGCUUUCUUGGUACAACACCGACUUCAUCUACCGUCUACAAAACUAUACUUUCUAUAUCUCAACAUAUAUGUAAAUUAUACAAUCUAUCAAUGGAAAUCUAUCCUGAUGUAUUACAAUUACGUCAUCAAUUAGAAACUAAUCUAUUAAUACGUAUACCAGCUAAUGAAUAUCUUGUUCUAUUACUUGAUUCAAUCGAUCAACUCGAACCAGAAGCAUAUGAUUGUCAAUGGUUAGUUGGAACAUUUCCACACAAUGUCAAAUGUAUUGUAUCAACUAUACCUGAUCAUGGUAAUAUUUUAGCACAUUUAAAAGGAAUUAUUAAUUAUAAUCAGUUAUCACCAAAUGAAACAGAACAUUUACUUGUUAGUGUUCCAUCAUUUGAAGUAUCAACAGUCGAAAUUGUCUAUAAUGAUUGGCUUGCAAUGAAAAAACGUUCAUUAAGUGAUGAACAACGUUUAUUUAUUCGUGAUUUAAUGAAAGAACGUGGCGAAAUUCUACCUCUAUAUAUGAAACUUAUGUUUGAUAUUAUUUUAACAUGGCAUUCAUAUGAUUCAAUCAAUGUCGAAUUAAAAAAAUAA